AUGGAAUCGCUUAAUCCGAUCUACACUCACAAUCACUCGUACUCGCAAUCGUCGUUCAACUCGCAGGAUACUUGUUUCAAUUCGCAGCUUUCGACUCCUCCGCUCACCAGCGACUUGAUUGACCCACCCCAUGACUUGGUAACUGGCGAUUCGGGAGACUACUUCCAUUACAAAAGACCCACUCUUUCGGUGGAUGUCACUCCGGCCGAAGUGCUAGAAAAAGCCAGUUUUAUAUCUCCGGUGGAGGACGAUGAUUGCAAUUCGAUUAAUUCGCACUUACAAUCCUACGACUCUAAUUUAUUCAUACCCAAUUUCACGCCAUUUAAUUUUUUACUCGUUGAUGAUAACGUUAUUAAUUUGAAGAUUUUGGCCAAGUUUCUCAAUAAACUCUACCCCAAUAGCCAGUGUGUACAGAUACAGGACUCCACCAAAGUUAUGAAGACGUUGGAAAAACAAGCGUUUGACUUGGUUUUUCUCGACAUCGAAAUGCCGAUACUAACCGGAACCGAUUUGGCUAGCCUCAUUAGACUCAAUCACUCGAAUGACGGGUUGGGUCUUAUUGCAGUGACUACCAGACACUACAUUGAAGACUUGAAACUCUACAGCAAGGUGGGGAUUGACUUUACUUUUGCUAAACCACUCAACUAUUCUCAUAACUACAUGAUGUCUUGCAUUGAUCAAGUUAUCAAUUGCCGAAAAAAUUAUUAA
Messenger RNA from Hyphopichia burtonii NRRL Y-1933, 708 nucleotides. It is a transcript of the gene SRR1, whose product is annotated as Srr1p. The record is from RefSeq and is a predicted model, not a curated record. Gene Ontology annotation, biological process: phosphorelay signal transduction system. Lineage: Eukaryota; Fungi; Ascomycota; Pichiomycetes; Serinales; Debaryomycetaceae. The transcript has a single exon. The coding region runs from base 1 to 708 and encodes 235 amino acids.